Molecule: messenger RNA, 4358 nt
Organism: Tigriopus californicus
Lineage: Eukaryota; Metazoa; Arthropoda; Copepoda; Harpacticoida; Harpacticidae
Exons: 1
Coding region: 1871-3394 (507 amino acids)
Biological process (GO): lamellipodium assembly; cytoskeleton organization
Cellular component (GO): actin cytoskeleton
Molecular function (GO): actin filament binding
Source: RefSeq, a predicted model, not a curated record
CGGCUUUUUUCUGCCGGACUCGUCGUUGUACAUCACCGUCUUUUCAGGCUUGUCCAGCUGUUUGAAGAUUCAUCUCUCUCUCUCUUUCUCUUUCCCUCCAACUUGUCUGCACCACAUGCAAUUCUGAGGCUUAGCUUUGCAGAGGAGAAGUUUUCACACUGUGGAGUCGGAUCCUUCAGAGACAUGGGGGAACGAAAGAGAGGGAGAUGAGUGAGUGUGGGGCGGUUCACCCGGAGUUUACUUUUCUGCCAGGCUAUGGACGAGCGGGUGUGAGGGAGUGUGUGCUCAGCUUGUUCAUGAGUGCUGGCUGAGAGAUUGGCUGUUCAGUUAACUGGUGUGGUUCAUGUUUUUGGAGGGCCAACAUCAGUCUGUGAUCAGGAUUUUCCAAGAGCGCAGGAAAAUCAUUUGGGCUCUGGCUGUAACUAAAAAUCAAGCAGUGUCAUAUUGUCGGUGGCUAAUCAUUAUGAAAAUUGUCAUACUCCACAUGUUGGAUGUAUUCUCUCUAGUCAAGCGGUUCGUUAUCAAAAUCGACUCUACCCCUAAGCGGUAGUUUGACCACGAGGAAAAAGUUGUCAAAACUUGUGUGUGACAAUAAGCCUUUGAAAGGCUUCCUUUAGUUUAAGCUUGACACACCAGAGCGUUGACAAGGGAUGGGAGAACCUGCUCUUGGAGUAAUGUUGGCUCCCCUUGUACAACAGUCAUUAUAAAAAUGUCUCGGAGAUCUCCACAUAAGCAAGUGAAGUGCAGUUAGUGUUUCAUCAACGAGUUCAUAGCGGACCAAAAGCGGCUGGUUGGUAGCGUCCUCAAUCGACCCUAAGCACAAGCUCUUGUUUGUUGUGUUGUGAUCCCACAACAGAGGAAAGCCGCGAACCAAGGUCGUAACUUUAAAUCAAGGCCCUAUCGCCAGAUUGAAUUACGCCCUUUCCACCAAGCUUCGUGUCAAGCCCUAAGUCCUCGAACAUUCAUAUUAGAGUCACAGCGAAGCUGGCACUUGUGGCUUAUAUCUCGUUGCUCUCAUUAUCAGGCGGAGCCUUCAACGCCCGACCAAUCGUUAAUGCCUCUCAUUACUCCGAUUUUGGUCCAAGCGCGUGCUGUCAGACCUUUUGUUUGAGUUCGGCUUCAUAAACUACACACUCCAGCAGUGUAAGCAGUAAACACGAAACACAGACGGGGGAAAAAACUACCGAUGACUUUGGCAUACCCUCUGACAAGUUGAGUUGCUCUCCAAGCUAUUGGCUUUCAUGGUGCAGCCUUUGCGACCUCUCCCCUUUCUCCGAGCCCCCCGGUCGGUUGUGUCCUCCGUGGUCUUUCGUCCUCUCUUCCCUUGAGUCUUUGGCGGCGUCCCUGCAUAACCUCUGCUUCUUGUGUUCCCUGUUCACCUCCUCCUCCUCCUCCUUCUCCUCCUCCCACAACAAGCCUUGUUCCUAGGCCAGUUCCAUUCCACUCCCUAGUUCAAUAAAAGAGAAAGGACGGACAAGCAUAUGAAGUAAGCAGCUGCUUCGAGGCUUCAAAUGGAAUAGGCGACAAGUCUGAAAGGAACUGGGAGACGACGAGGAAUAAGACGAAGUGAUCUAAGGAGUUGGGGGGAAAAAGUCGCCGUAGUUGGCAAGAAGACGAAAAUAGCUGAAUUCCCCCUUCCCGCUAUCCAGGUCUAAGAGCUCACUUGCGCUUAUUCAAUUUUCCAAGGAGCUGCUGGCUGCACAAGUUUGUGGACUAGAGAGGCACAAAGGAGCGGCCGGUAAUAAAAAAGGAACAAGGAAGAUUGCGAUUUUUGUGAUAAUAUCGAAGUAAGUCAUCGCCAACGGCCUACGGACGCCGAAAAGCGGGUUCCUGGUGAGUCUCGAAGCUUCUGCGCCUGACACCAAUCAAAAUGUGCACCGUGCUCCAACAGCAUUUAAACCAAACCAAUGGGUUCGUGGGCGACCUCUCUGGCAAAGAGCCAGUGUCCUCGACACCACACCCAUCCUCUUCCAUGGGAGAGUAUCGUUCUCGGACCUUGUCACCUGUGAGCAGGAUGCAACCCAACACCUACAGCUACCUUCAGGAUCUUCCCAAUCUCAAACGCCCUAUCGAUCCCUAUGAUCGAAAGAUUUCCACCCCGACAAUGCACUUCCACAUCCCAUCUUGUGAUCGCGCCUCAAGGCAAAGUGGAUCGUCGUACAUCAAUCAACUGAUGGGAAGACGUUCGAGGUCACACUCAAGGACUGGGAUGCGAGUCCUAGUGGAGCAGAUCCAAUCCAGCACCCCCCGAGCCCGAUCGCCCCACAUGAACAAUGAGGAGCCCAUCAAUCUCUCCCAUUAUCCAGAUGGCCGAGCACCGGAAGAGAAUGAAGAGCGGGAACUGGCCAUUGAACGGGAUGAUUUCCCAGCUCCUCCAUUUGCUUACACGGAUGCUAAACGACGUAGGCAUUUUUCAGAGCCAAGCCGGCAAGGCUCGUCACGAGAGUCGACUCCCGUCAUUUCCAGUGAUGAAGAGGAUGAAGAGGAGUUCCAUGACGAGAAAUUGGAGAAAAAUGAGGCCGAGUUGAAGAAGAUCGAAUCAGGGAUGGGCAAGGUCUUUUUGACCGAGCUUGCUGUUGAGAAGGAAAGGCGAAAGAACCUCAAGCACAAAUUGGUUGAUCCUCGGAGUGCCGCGCGCACCCCGGCAGCCAAAAAGGAGCCGCACUACCGGCUCCGGUAUGAGUCCCCUAUUAAUGCAUCUCCAUCCAGAGUCGCCGACCACCUUCGUCCUUGGGACGACGAAGUGGACGGUAUCAUGUCCAGGCGAUCCAAUCCAACCACACCUUUCCUGCCACAAACGCCAGCUCCGCCGGGACGGGUGGUCUCGCCCAUCAACCCCAUUCGACCCGGGUACACCCAAAAAGCCAGAACACUGCCAUCCCGGUUCUCCCCGGUGUUGGGCUACGAUUCUGGCGGUGAGGGCAGUGCCGGCCCCAUCGGUGAUAAGAACUACAGCACAGAUUACAGCAGCAAUAAGUCGGACAACAUGUCCGACAAGUCGGGUGGAGUGACGCGGAGUCCAAUCAACGGCUACCACCACCCUGCUCCCCAUGAGAACAUUCGAAUCUCGACCACCUACACGCAAGGGCUACAGGCCGCCACCCCUCGGAGCGCGGGCACGGCCUCGCCCGCCGCUGUGACCAAUGGGCAUCAUAACGGUGACCUCAACCGUUCACUUCCAAACAUGUCGCCCUUGCAGGCGCCCAACAUAUACCCACUUCAUUUGCUCUUCACCAACAAUUACCGACUCCCCGGCGAUGUAGACAGGUGCAACUUGGAGAAGCACCUUUCUGAUGCCGAAUUUGACAUGGUUUUCCGCGUGAGCAGAGAGGAUUUCUAUAAGUUGCCUUAUUGGAAACGGUGCGACUUGAAGCGAAAGUAUCAUCUGUUCUAACCUUGCAGUGCACUAACGAUGAUCAAAGUACCCAGCCCACUUGUCAUGGACUGGGUGACAACGACGACGACUGUUUCACAUACGACAAAUUUCUCUCAUUCGCCUCUGUCAUCUUUGUACCUGUGCCUGUUUCGGCACAGUUCACGUGACAGUUCAGUUAUGUUUCUUGGACUUCACCAGCCACAAUGGUUCACAGGCAUAUUCGAUGGAAACAAGAAUUUCUUGGCCAUCUCUGUUUCUUCUCAGGAUCAGAAUGGACCCAAACAGACGUGUUGGGACGUGGACAUUAUUAUCCCCACGUGAAGUGACAAUUUCCAAUCUCUAAAUAUGAUUACCCUCUGAUUUGCCUUCACAUCCCUUUCUUCUCCUUCAGUCUUUUUCGCUCCUCAAUCUGCCUUGCGUAUUUCAUUUUUAAGUUUUAAACUGGAUCAAGGAGCGCUUCAUUAUCCUGCAACUUCAGUUGAUUCUACUGCUUUGACUCAAUUUGUUUCUGGAAAAUGCAUUUUGUCGCCAUAUUACAUACAGUAAGUUACUUGGCCGGUUCCAAAAGGUUCAAGAUAGAGCAAAAUCAGGUUGCUCUUUUUUUCUGAAAUUCACUUUGUGCUGCCACCAACAACCAAUUAUCAUUUUUAAUUUUUACGCGUCAAUCAACCAAGAACUCCCAGUGAUAAUGAAUUAGAAAAUCAGUCAAGAGUGCUGAUGGACGAGAGGAGAUUGGUUGAACGUCGAUGAUGAAGGUGAUUAUUGUAAUAAUCUUGCGGUACUGAAAACAGUUGAAGCAGUAGAUUCCAUUCCCCAUUCUCUUUUUCUCAUCUUUGACGAUCCUAGUUGCCUUAGACAUACAUCUCUUUACUGAACAGGAUUUGUUUUCUGAUUGAUAUUUGAUGAUUACGUCUGUUGAUUCAACUCAAUUAUUACCAACAAUCCUUGUCUUCUGUCAAAUACAAGUUUAUUAUUAUUGCCA